AGUUCCGAUAGUGGAAACACGCCUAUUACUGCGGGCUUUCUCGUACACCCAUACAGCUAUAUAUGUAAAUCAGUUUGCCUCAUGUUCCGCUGUUCCUGUGACAUUCGUUUGUAAAAUUUCAUCGGGAACACCAACAUUUGCCGGGAAAAUUGAGAGAAAAUUUAUGCAGUCUCCUAAAGCCAAGCGUCUUUGUAGUGACAAAAUGGUAAAAAUCGGCACGCACAACGGGACAUUUCAUUGCGACGAAGUGUUAGCAUGCUUCUUCCUCUGCCAGCUCCCGGAAUACAAGGAUGCUGAAAUCAUCCGCACCCGUGACCCUGCAGAGCUUGCCAAGUGUGACAUCGUAGUGGACGUUGGAGGGGAGUACGACCCUAAGAAGCAUCGCUAUGAUCAUCAUCAGAGGACGUUUGCGGAGACCUUUCACAGCCUGUGCCCGGAGAAGCCGUGGGUGACCAAGCUGAGCUCGGCCGGACUCGUGUACCUGCACUUUGGCCGGCAGCUCCUGGCGCAUCUCACCCAGCUGGAUCCCAGUGACCGGCAGGUGGAGGUUCUCUACGACAAGCUCUAUGAGAACUUUGUGGAGGAGGUGGACGCCGUGGACAACGGCAUCUCGCAGACGGACGGCGAGGUGCGCUACAGCAUCAGCACCACCCUGAGCGCUCGCGUCGGCCACCUGAACCCCCGCUGGAACAGCAAGAGCCAGGACACCGAGGAGGGUUUCCACAAAGCCCUGGCCAUGGUGGGAGUGGAGUUCCAGGACCGCCUGGACUACUACCGGCAAGCCUGGCUGCCGGCCCGCGCCGUGGUGGAGGGAGCCGUCCAAAUGAGAAACCAGGUGGACCCAAGUGGGGAAGUGGUGGAGUUCUCCCAGGGUGGUUGCCCUUGGAAAGAGCACCUGUUCUCCCUGGAGAAGGAGCUGGAGGUGCAGACUCCUAUCAAGUUCGUCCUGUACCCUGACCAGAACGGCCAGUGGAGAGUGCAGUGUGUCCCCGCGGGCCUCAACACCUUCCAGAACAGGUUGUCCCUGCUGGAGGAGUGGCGAGGGAUUCGGGACGACGCCUUGUCCAAGCUCAGCGGGAUCCCGGACUGCAUCUUUGUCCACGCCGGUGGUUUCAUCGGCGGCAACAAGACCAAGGAGGGCGCGCUGGAGAUGGCCAGGCGGACGCUACAGGCAGCGGCCACGGCCAACGGCGCCAACGGCAGCAGCUGAAAUCACAGCGGAGGACCGUCCAGCUCGAGACAUGUCUUUUCGUCUUGUACACCGAGUCAUACGCUGUGAGGUUUUUUUUUCUAAUAAAAUAAGUACUGUAUUUGUG
Molecule: messenger RNA, 1316 nt
Organism: Sardina pilchardus (European sardine)
Lineage: Eukaryota; Metazoa; Chordata; Actinopteri; Clupeiformes; Clupeidae
Gene: myg1
Product: myg1 exonuclease
Exons: 7
Coding region: 164-1210 (348 amino acids)
Cellular component (GO): nucleus; cytoplasm
Source: RefSeq, a predicted model, not a curated record